Xenopus laevis (African clawed frog) is the source of this 1552-nucleotide messenger RNA. RefSeq names its product mitochondrial rRNA methyltransferase 3 S homeolog (gene mrm3.S). Gene Ontology annotation, cellular component: cytoplasm. Gene Ontology annotation, biological process: RNA processing. The transcript has 4 exons. NCBI's taxonomy places the organism in Eukaryota, Metazoa, Chordata, Amphibia, Anura, Pipidae. Gene Ontology annotation, molecular function: methyltransferase activity; RNA binding; RNA methyltransferase activity. The coding region runs from base 202 to 1446 and encodes 414 amino acids. The record is from RefSeq and is a predicted model, not a curated record.
GGAAGGACGGUCGGCAGCCACAGCAAACUGUUGAGCGUUAUUUUAGUUCUUACACUUAUAUAGUCAGUAUAUUUUAGUACACUUAUGUCUUGUUUAUUUAAAAUACCCUAACCCCCAUCAGUAAACUUCCGCCACACUAAACAUGUCGCCUCCUCUGUUCAAGUGACGUAAUAGACCGUGGCCGUGUGACUGACAGACAAGAUGGCGACGCUCUGCGGAGGCAUGCUGCGGGGUUGUAUUUUGAAGCCACUGGGAUUUUCAGGGAGUCUGCAGCUAAAGCGGAAUGUUCGAGCCCUGCGGCGGACUCCGGUGCGGGUAAUACAGGCGGCUGAGAAGAGCCCGGGGCGUAAGGAGGUGGAAUCAAGCCGGCCGAAGCAGCCUAGGCAGAGUGAGCACCGGGCAUGUACAGUACAGGGGGUCAACCCGGCUGCCGUAGAAAUUGAGACUCCUGCGCCAGAGUUCAGAUACGAGAGAGCGUCACCUGGUGAUAAGAGACUGAGCAAAGUUGUUACAAUUGCCAAGUCCAAGAAAUUUCGUGAUCGCCAUGGGCAGGUAUUGCUAGAAGGACGGAGACUGCUUCUGGAUGCACUGGAGUCCGGUGCCAUUCUGCAGACACUGUUCUUCAGCAGAGUUGACUAUUUGAAGGAGUUUCCACCUGAUAAACUAAAGAAAGCAAACCUUGUCAAAGUAAACUUUGAGAAUAUUAAGAUCUGGUCAGAUCUGGUUACGCCACAGGGACUUAUGGGAAUUUUUGCAAAGCCAGAUCAUGAAAAGAUGAGUUAUCCAGCUACCCAGACGAAGCAUACGUUACCUCUGUCUCUUAUAUGUGACAACAUCCGUGAUCCUGGUAACUUGGGUACCAUUCUGAGAUGUGCUGCAGGGGCUGGCUGCAAUAAAAUAUUACUCACAAAAGGUUGUGUUGAUGCAUGGGAGCCAAAGGUAUUGAGAGCUGGAAUGGGAGCUCACUUCCGACUGCCAGUAAUCACAAGCCUGGACUGGGAUAUUGUGCCCAAUUACCUGUCUGCAGGUACAAAAGUGUUCCUGGCUGAUAACUUCAGGCCUGAUACACAGCAGAAAACAGACGUUUCUGAGAAAGCAAGUGACUAUGGUUGGGUAUCAACCGAUCCUAGGAAGAUAUUUAUCGCUGAAGAAGGCUAUGAAAGCUCUAGUGAUGAAGAGGACAACAGAGAAAAACUUUAUAUCCCUGGUCUAGAAAUGCAGAGUUAUUAUGAACGUUGGGCUCAGGGCCCUUGUGCAAUUGUAAUUGGAGGAGAGACUCAUGGUUUGAGUAUAGAAUCCUUGUUACUAGCUGACAAAUCUAAUGGCAAAAGACUCUACAUUUCAGUUGUACCUGGUAUAGACAGCCUAAACUCUGCUAUGGCUGCCAGUAUCCUACUGUUUGAAGGGAAAAGGCAAAUUGAGAAUACAAUGAAGAAAAAGUCCUAGAAAGCCAUUUUCGAAUGAAUUAACUUGGCCUCAGGGAGAUGCUGGGUACCCUGCCUACUUGUUAAAGGGGAAGUUCAUCUUUACAUUAAAUUUGGUAGGUUAUAGA